AUGGUUUUUGUUAACAAAUAUUGCAACGUAUGAUAUAUAGUAAAAACUUAUACUUAUGUUAUGUGCCUUAAGCUCAGCCCUAAACGUAGAGAUACCAGUGCUUUGUAUGUUAUAUAUUAUGAGCACAUACUCUGAUAGUGUUGUCUGUGAGCAGCUGUACCUCCAAAACAAAACAUAACAUAAAUAUUGCAUUUGAAACGUCUAUUGCAUAGUCUAUUGACUAUAAGUUUGAUUGACUAUCUGUCCUCAGAAAAUCGGUUGAUCACUGGCUUAUUARAUCCAGUUGUCUACACAUAGUUUAACCAUCACAUCCACACAUUCAUCUACUAAUUAGCCAUCACUUGAAUCAAAUUAUUAUUUUCUGUGAGAYAAUAAUUACUUUGUGGUCAUAUCAUCUGUAUUGGUGAUCAACUGAUAGAAAAUAAUGCCAUUUAUUGGCCGCGACUGGCGAUCGCCCGGAGAGGUCUGGAUUAAGACCGACGAAGGAUGGGAACGGAUGAAACUGUUGCAAAACUCAGCAUUUCUUCGCAAUCAAACUCAUGAACAAGGUUUUCCUUCUUCUGGCGACUCUUCGACGGACAGCGAUUCCGAGGACGAGAAUAAUGAGAACAGCAGUUCCCGGGAAACUAUCGCUGAGAUUAUACAACGACUUCAGAAGAGCUCAUCUCAACCAAUACCUGAGGCUAUAUUAAAGGACUCGACAAAUGCCAAUAUGGCUGAGUGGCAGCCCUACUGUCAGGUGACACUCAAACACACCAAAGAAGUUGCCGGUUAUAACACCAUUUCGGAGGCCUUCCAUAAACUGGACUUUUGUAAUGCCAUUCGUGACAUACGUCGCUUCAAUUACAUCAGCAAACUAUUGCAUCUAUUAAUCACACAAAACCUGACUUCUUUGAGUGGUUGUGCCACUAAAGUGCUCUUUACAAUGCUUGAGGAGUUGGCCUGGCAGGUUGCCAGUAAUCAGCAAAAUAUUCAUAUUCUCCAAACAUUGCUUUAUGACCUCAAGAAAAUUAUGAAAAAGUAUUACUGUUGGGGUCGACCUCAGGGCAGCACUCGGCUAUGGGAACAGCACUUAAAGACAAUGGAGCGCAUCUGCAAUAUGGCAAAUACAAUUCAAAUUAAAGAGCCGGCUGAAGAUGGAAGCAAACGGUUGACUGAUUUGCCCGAAGAGAUAAUCCGUGAAAUUUUGUUACGACUAACCGAUUAUAAAGAUUUGAUGAGCUCUGGUCAGUCAUAUGAUAUAAUGCAGUCCCUGUUAGACGAAGAGCACAUUUGGCGACAACUCUGUAAAUAUCAUUACACAAAGCCUCAGAUGCGAUGGCUAUUCGCCAAUUCAACCAAUAUUUAUACAAAUAAUGGUAAAGUCGAUUGGGAACGAGUCUUUCAUCAGCUAAGAAAAAAAUUUGGACUCAAGGAAGAGUAUGCUGACUGCCUAUUCCUAUGCAGACACUGUCGAUGCCUUUUCUGGAAGUCAUACGGUCAUCCAUGCGUUUAUCAGAAUCGCGUUCCACUACCCGGUGUUAAACAACAGACCACCAGAAAUGAGGCACAAAAUCCUGUUGUCGUCCAUAAUAUGCCUUUCUUUCAUCAUCCGCUGGUUCUUCAUUACAAUAAUAAUAAUCAGCAAAACAACAAUCGCUUGGAUAACGACUCCGAUGACUCAUUGAAGGUUCCCCUUCACGUACCGGUUCCUCCUCAAGCGUUUCUCAAGUUUUUCUCUCUUUAAACACAGUUAGAUAGGACACAGAAAACACAAUUUAUAAUAACAACUCUUUCUUCAUUAUUAUGACUUUAGUUUAAAUUUUUAUAAUAAUUAGUCAUUACUUUAAGACAACAAUUACUGAAAAGUUUAAUUGAAUUAUUUUCAUUAUCUAUUAUAUAA
Messenger RNA from Oppia nitens, 1882 nucleotides. Its product is annotated as F-box only protein 32-like. Gene Ontology annotation, biological process: protein ubiquitination. The transcript has 6 exons. Gene Ontology annotation, molecular function: protein binding. The coding region runs from base 425 to 1726 and encodes 433 amino acids. The record is from RefSeq and is a predicted model, not a curated record. Gene Ontology annotation, cellular component: nucleus; cytoplasm; SCF ubiquitin ligase complex. Lineage: Eukaryota; Metazoa; Arthropoda; Arachnida; Sarcoptiformes; Oppiidae.